Molecule: messenger RNA, 4809 nt
Organism: Symbiodinium natans
Lineage: Eukaryota; Dinophyceae; Suessiales; Symbiodiniaceae
Source: the annotation of a GenBank genome assembly
AUGGCAGAUGCUGACAACCCGAUGUCCGAUGCCGCCGCCGAUGCCGCACAGGCCUCCGACCACGCCCCCGUCCUCCUCGACGACCCGUCGACGACGACUCCCUUUGACUUCAGCCUCGAUGCGUGCGAAUGCUUCCCUAUGUCUUGGGGUGUGCAGAGCCCUGUGCAAGCAGAGAGCUUUCAAGAUGUUCCUGCGGGCAGCGAAAACCAGUACAUUCCCAGAAGGAUUGCGAUCGUUCGGGGCUCCUUCAUGUGUGAGCAAAAAUUUCUCGGGCCCAUCGCCUAUAGCGUGACGGACGAGGAUGCAUGCGAAAUGUUAUGCACCGACUCGCGCCCCGAUUGUGGCUUCUAUUGGUUUGGUGUCCUGGGCAACUUGCAACAGUGCCGGCUGUACAGCCAAUGCCACACCUUGUUCCGAGCCGUGGGAGCUUCAGGGACGCUGUACGCCCUUCCUCCAGCAAAGUACCUCUGCCGUCGGGCGAACCCGGAUGCCUGUUGGGCCAUCAGCAAGCGCCGAGAGUUCUUGCAUGCGACGACUGGUAGCGGCGAAGCAGCGGGAGGUCCCUGUCUUUACCCAUCCCUGAUAGAACAGUGCGACCAGAAGCUCCUUCUGGGCGGCGAGGGCGUGGAGAAGUGCUUCGGCUGUCUCUUCGCUGAGGUGGGUGCAGCAGACUGGCAACACAAGAGGCGGCUCCCGAGCAGCUUCGUGACGGGCGCGCAGCUGACAGUCGCCUGCUGGCAGCAGCGAUACACGCCUGUAACGCAUCCCGAGGUGCCUGGGCCUUCGCCUGGUGCUCCGACCCUUUCUUGUGUGGGGGGCCACUGGUGGGACGACGGCACAAGCCAGCCGGCGCUGGAAGGCUUCGCCUGCGGCGCGUGCGUGCAAGUUGUGAAGCCUCCCUACAGCCGCCACCAAGAGCAGCAAAGACAGGAGCUGUACUUCUCCUCCAGGCUGAUGGUCGUACUGCUGGUGGACCAGCAGAUGCCUGUGAUGGUCAACAGCGCCGGUCACCUCGUCCCUGCCCCAGAAAAGAGAGACACAAGGGACGUGGCAAGCACAUCCGGCACCGGGACGUCCUGGCAGCAGAUUUCCCUCCAGGAUCCUGGUUCUGGGUUCUACCUGGAGUAUAGGAGGAUCUCCGCUCCAGCUUCCUUCUCACUCCUCCGAGAAGGCGACACGAUCUUUGCUCUGGAGCCUACAUGUCUUGGCUUGCGCAUCAGGUAUAGGUAUGAGGACGCAUGCCUGGUCGUUGGAGAUGAUGGCUACACAGUGCUCUUUGAAGCAUGCGCCUCUGCGGCAGGCCUUCGUACGGCGUGGUGCCUCACAGAAGUUGCUCCAAGUCGGGUCACGGUGCGCCGGGUGCAGGAUCAUGGGGAUCCACGGCGGUACCUCAAGUUUGUGGAUCGCCAUCAUGACCCGGCGUGGUUCAUGGACAAUGAGAGCAAACAUCUGCUCUAUGACCUGAGCCCUCCGGGCACCCAUGUCAAUGCUUCUCGGCCCUCUCUGGACUCGGAUGCGGUACCUCUGCUCCAGUUCGACUACACAGGGCGAAAGCACGGUGCUGCAGAUGCCCGGGCCAGCAGGCGGUCAUUUGCGGCAGGCUCUAAACGAGAAAGCAAGGAGACCUGCCUCUUCUAUCAGAAGCCUUGGUACUGCCCCGGGAUACCCUUCAUGGCUGAGCCCCUGAAUGCCACCUCGUACGAUACCUGGCGGCUGCGCUCCCUCGAGGAAUCGACGUGCCUUACGAUGGAUGCGAAGGGCGUCCUUGGGAGCGAAGCCUGUGCCCCGGAGGAGCUCGGGAUGCUCACUGGGAGCAGUGGCCCGGGCAACUUGGGCAGCUUGGGCAACUUGGGGGGCUCUUCCGCCCACGAGUUGUUCAGUGUGCCCAUUUUGCAUGGCGCGCUGAAUGCGACGAUGACAGCGACGCAUGCUCAAUAUACCAGACAGUCACAAUCAAUCGCCAACAGCCUAUGGGAAGCACGCAUUGUCAGGAAUUGCAGUGGCAACCCUCUCCAAUUCCUGCGCUUUGAAGGAACAGAUGCAUGGCAUGGUUGUGGAAUCACUCCCAGCAAGUCUUUGGGUGAGGUGAAAGAGACGCUCAUCGUCCCUUCAGUGCAGGUGAAGUAUGGCGAGCGGUGCUUGGCCUUUUCAUCAGACACCUCUCGUCUGGAUUUCCGCUCGUGCGAGCUGCCAUACACUGCUUUCGUAUGGAAUGGGAGCAAGUUGAUUUAUAGUAUAAGUACAAGACGCUGGUGCCUGUCAUUGUUGAAUUCCAGUUGGCCGAAUUCGGGGUCGUGCACCAGAUAUGGACAGGAUCCCCACCAGUUGUUCGUAUGGGACAGUGAGUCGCUACAGCUCCGACGCGGUCAUGGCGGCUGGUGCUUAGGCUUUUGCGCACGCGGCGGCUGUAUAGAUGAAGAUCGGGAGAGAUACUAUGCAAAAGCCUUCCCUUGCCAGUCUGCCGAGACCGAGGGCGUGGAGGUGAAGAAGAUGCAGGGAAAAGUCGAAUGUCCAGCAGGGUCGCUGCUGACAUUUUUGUUCAAACCGCCCAAUUCGGGAUUUAUGAACUACCAGUGCGCGGAGAUGGCAGGCAUGGGCUCUUGCAUGGAGUGGGAGACGCCCAAGGUGACGAAUUCAGAAGAGGCCUUUCAAAACCUGACCAUCGCCUGCCAGCCAAACAUGGCCCUUCAGUCCAUCUAUGUCCAGGAGACCGGCUCGGACAAUUCGCCAUCGACCAGCUUCCGCUACAGGUGCUGCUACAUCACCGGGCUUGUCAUGGGCAUCGUUCCUUCUGGCUUCUACAACAGGAGCUUGGAGACUUGGGAGGGCACCUACUGCCCAGGCAUUCGUGACAUCAGCGGCCGCCUCAGGUACGUCCAAAGGAGUUUCUUCGGGCUCGCCGGGGAGCCCUCGACGCUGGCCUUUGACUACAAGCUUGGCAGCUGGUGUUUGGAGAGUCCGCGCGGAAGAAGCUGCGUGCAGAGCUCCGUGCCCAUGCCCCUGGACGCUGGAAACCUUUUAGGUCCCGGGUGGCAGGUCGUGGAGGUGUCAGACUUCAAUGGAAACUUUGUUGCCCGAGGCGUCGCCUCGCAACCGGAAGCGUCGGCACCGAAGGCCGUGCGGCAGAAGCCGGCGCUGGUGAGCUUCAGCACCGACAAGCCAUCUGUUCCGGAAGAGUGUAAGGAGAUGGUCCCAGACUGGGAAAUCGCCCAGGGCCUCAGCGACGAGAAUCCCUGCAAGCUUGUAUCCGGCAAGAAGCCUCGGGGCUACAAGGACUUCGACCGCCACCCCGAAAAAUAUGGCAGCGCGGCUUUCUGGGGUGACUGGCACAUCCACGAUAGCUAUGACGACCUUGACGAGGGAUCCGGUGGGGCCGGCUUCAGCUACUCCAACAUCAUGGGCUGCUGGAGCCGAGAGGGCAAGAGAGGGCGCAUCGUCUCCGAAUGGCUGCGGGAUUCGCAGCGCGGGCAGAUCAGCCGAGACCUCGUCGCUGCCGUUGGAACGGGAGCCUGCCUUCUUUUGGGGGACAUGACGUUUGCGCCCGGCGGCUUUGGCUCUCAGGUCAAAGCGGGAGAUGUCUGCGGCGCCGGCAUUGACAUUGGGGUUCAGGCCAGCCAGGUCUAUCUCGUUGAGACGGAGGUCCAGAACUCAAAGAGGCAGGAAGAUCGUGACGCAGCAGACUGUUCGGGUGAAAGUGCAGCUUUUGCCCGGAUUUGGUGCGAUCUCCACUGCGUGAAGUCAGCUGUGCAGGAGGGUGAUGCUGCCAUCCUCCACUCACUCGAGAAGGCAGUGAAGGUGCUCGACACCAAUGUGGACCUCCUCACCGAGUAUUACACGGGCCUUGUGGGCGACAAGGUGGAUACGGUCCUCGAGGAAGUGGAGAAGCUGAAGACGACUACCAAGUCGCCUGAUGCAGAGCUGUCGGAGCUGCGCGCUGGCCUGCGGCAGAGCUUUGAUGAGAUGCGGGGCCUUACAGCGGGACUCGACUAUGCGGGCCAAGCGGCCUUCCAGCGCGCCAUCGGCCACUUUGUGGGGGCUGUGCGCGAUCUCAGCCCCAACAGCUCGGCCUUAUCCUUCCUCGUGGACCACACUGACCGCUUGCACAGCACUUUAACGCACGCCCAUGCGCGUCACCGGUUGAGCCAAAGCGGCGCUGUGGCUGCGCGUGUCACCGAAGCGGCCGGCGCACUGCAACAGCUGACCCGCUCCCGCAACCACCUCCUUGGAGUCUACCACCACCGUGCUGCCGCCGCCAAGGAGGCCCAGAGCAAACUCAGCCAGGGCGCUGCGCAGUUGGCGCAUGCCGGGCACAGUGGAGUGGUCCAGACCCGCAGUCUCACGGCGCUGCUGGAGCAGUACACAGCGCGCCAGAUUCUCACGGACUUGGACCACAGCUGGUGGACGCUGCGUGCGGCCUUCGAUGCCUACUUGCAGGUGGCGGAGGAGCAAACGGACGCCUUCCGUGUGGCAGCCACAUUGCUGCACGACUACACGCACUGCAAGGUGGACUUCGCGACGCUGCGGGAGGGUUAUGCCAAGCUACAAGCGGUGCAGCACAAGGCCCAUGAGGCCCUGAAGCAGACGUGGUCGACUGCGGUGCCGCUUUCGGGCCUGCUGGUCGCGAAGAUCGUGGACAACAACGCCUUGGCCGAGAUUGCCAGAAGCGAGGCUCGGGCAUCCCUCAGCAGCGAGGGCGCAAAGCUUUGCCAAGCGGGUGGCCUACAGCUUGCCUCGGUGGCGGUCAACCAUUCGUUUGACGAGGGCUUGGCGGGCCAGACUGUGCAGCAGCUCUUCCUCAUGCUGUCUUGA